GUAAUUUUGUAACCAGGUUACAAUAGGGACAAUAUUUUUGUCCCCUUUAGCAUAUGAAACAUGUGUCUUAUAGUGCUAGAAAGCUCGGGAUCGAAGUUCGUAUUAUUCGUAAACAAUGUGAAUAAGGGAAGACUAUGGAAGCAAUAUUUCAUGAAGAACAAGAGGGAUCACUAUGUGCUCAGCACUGUUUGAAUGCAUUGCUACAAGCACAGUACUUUAGUGCAGUGGAUUUGGCAGACAUUGCCCGCCAACUGGAUGAAUCCGAGCGUCUACAGAUGGCUGAAGCUGGAACCCAGAGUAUUGAGUAUCAGAGAUUUAUACAGCAAGCAUCCUCAAACUUUGAUGACAGUGGAUUUUUUUCAAUACAAGUCAUAGACAAAGCAUUACAAGUAUGGGGAUUAAAUUUAGUGCAAUAUAACUCUCAGGACCCCAUUGCACGGGAAGCGAGACAGAGCCCAGUGGCACAGAAUGCAUAUAUCUGCAAUUUCCGUGACCAUUGGUUUUGUAUCAGGAAGAUUGGCAAGCAGUGGUUUAAUCUCAAUUCUCUCCUGACUGGUCCUGAACUUAUCUCUGACACCUAUCUGUCUCUGUUCCUUACCCAGCUACAACAGGAAGGAUACUCUAUAUUUAUCGUAACUGGUCGAUUACCAGAGUGUGAAGCGGACGAUGUACUUAACCUGGCUCCAGCAGUGCAACUCAUCAAACCUCGCCUGAUUAAUGAGAACCAGUCUAUAAGUAAGUCUGACACUCAGACAGAUGAUCCCGAGUUACAGCGAGCUCUGAUGGAGAGUCGAUGUGAGGAGGAGAAGGAUGAUAAAAUGUUACAGAGGGCUCUACAAAUGAGCUUAGAAGGGUAUGUAAUAGAAGACAGCAAUGACCCAGGACCAAGUCAGCAGACAGUAGAGUCCAAGUCCACAGAACUCACCCCUCCUACACAGGAGGAACUGCGACUGAAGAGACAGGCUUUUCUGCAGCGGUUAGACCAGACAGCUAGAGGAACCUCUGACUCCGAGACCACAGAUCAGAGAGAGAACCAGCCAGAGGACAAAAUCCAACCACAGGAGAGUGAAAAAUCACCAGAGAAAAAACAGAAAGAGUGUGAAGGGGAAGUCACAGAGGCGGGGGAAGUCACAGAGUCGGGGGAGGUAACUGAGGAUGAGAUGCUGAAGCAAGCAAUAGCCAUGUCUAUGGAGGGUCAGGGAUAAGGAGCAUAUCCAUGGAGCUGAAGAAAUCCAAGUGAUGGUGGCACUGACCACCCAAGUUUAUCGGUCAGAAAAAAAACUUGACCACAGCUGACAGUGCUAUAGUGCCAUUUUUGCCUUCCAGUAGAUCUCCUUAUCUGGUACAUGUGUACUAAUUUUAGUUCCCUGUGAUGUCAUCUGAUGAUACUCGCUACAGAUAGCUGAUUUUAUCAUGUGGUCUGUAAUAGCUACAGAAGUCUUUGGUGCUUCCAGUGUGCUGUUUUGCUGCCUUUGUGGUGCUGUAACAACUGAAUACAAUGUAAUACAUUUAAAAUUUCACCCCUAUUUAUUGUUCUUGUACACUUUAGCAUUACUAGAUAUUUCAGUAUUUCACAUUACCUAACAGUGUGUCCAAAUCAAUCAUAGUGUUGUAAUUUUGCGUCAGUUGCACCAAUUUGUAAAACAGUUCAUGAACAAAUUGUAUAUCUAAAAACACAAAGGGGUGCGUCUAUUAAAGGUCAUUGUUUUAUAAACCAAAAUAACAAUGUGCUGUUUAAUGAAUGAAUUAUAAAUUUUUUUUUAGUGUUUCAUAAUUGAUGGCCCUCAAAAUAACAAAUCAUGUGAAUCAUUUUUACUGUUUUUUUUAUGUGCCAUAUACAUGCGUAUUUAAUACAUUGAAAUAUUCUGAAAUAAGUUUAUAUCAUCUAUUGGAAUGUAUCUUUGUAAUGUAGUCUGUAUUAGGACAUUUGGUUAUAUCUGAAAUGAAACCUGUUACGUGGCAUUCAUUAGCUCACCUGGGGUGAAAGCAUUUCUGAUCACAUUUUGUACAGCAAUUAUCUGUCAAUCAACUUUUAACAUUUUAACUUCUUCAGAACCACAGGGCCAAUUUCAACCAUACUUGUGAUAAAGUGUCUUUGGGUAAUUGUUCAUAUGAAGAGAGUCACUUCCUUUUCAAAGGGGGAUAAUUAAGAAAUAGUGAAAAAAUGGUGGAUCUUCCUCCUCAAGAACCACUAGAACAGAAAAGAUAAAACUUUUGUGAAACCUUCCUUAAUGGAUAGAUAUUCAAACUUAUUCAAAUCAUUGACCCAGGGGUUGGAUGGGGUCACAAUAGGGGAUUAAAUUUUACAUGAUAUAUAAGAAAUACAUGUAUCUUUUUAAAAUCUUCUCAAGAACAGCAGAGCCUUGAUUAGUCUUAUUAAUUAUAAAGCAUCCUGAAGUAGUGGAGAUUCAAGUGUGUUCUAAUCGUGGCCCUGGGGUAGGGUGGGGCCACAACAGAGGAACAGAGCGGGGUAGGGUGGGGCCACAACAGAGGAACAGAGCGGGGUAGGGUGGGGCCACAACAGAGGAACAGAGUUUUAUAUGGGAAUCUUUUACUCUAGAGGAACAGUGUCAUUAUUAGUCAUAUUGAUAUGCAAGCAUCCAGUUAUUCAUGUGAGUGUAUUGGAAAUUUGAAGAAAAAAUUCUUUUCAAGAGUAGCAAGGUCACACUAAAUCAUUUCAAUGUGCAAACAUUUUCAAGUUCUCAAAUUCAUUUUUUUUUUCAUUGACCUGGAAUUAAGUUGUGGUUAAAAUUGGGGUGAAUUUUUACAUAAAUUAUGAAUAUGGAGUGGGGAUUUUUAAAGAAAACCUUUUUCUCCAGAACGGCAAAGCCAUGUAAGUCAUAAUCCAUGUGUUGUGUGGAUUAAAGUUUGGUAAAAUCAUAAACCCAAGGGCUAGGUUAGGGUCAUGUUAUGGGGUCAAAAUUUGUAAUGGGGAUUAAAGAGGAUACAAAUGUUCUGAUGAAAAACAAUAGGGCCAAGUUGACAUACGUGAGGAUUGUGGCCCAUGGGCCUCUUAUUUUGUGAUACAAAGGUGUGCUUUCAACCACAUCUCUCAUUCAGCCUUAAUUCAAGAUGAAAUAAUGUUUUUGGUUGUGUUUACGUUCUAAUAAAUUUAAAUCUCUACACAA
Ostrea edulis (European flat oyster) is the source of this 3128-nucleotide messenger RNA. RefSeq names its product ataxin-3-like. Bases 135 to 1205 code for a protein of 356 amino acids. Gene Ontology annotation, molecular function: cysteine-type deubiquitinase activity. The record is from RefSeq and is a predicted model, not a curated record. Gene Ontology annotation, biological process: protein deubiquitination. The transcript is spliced from 7 exons. Gene Ontology annotation, cellular component: nucleus. Lineage: Eukaryota; Metazoa; Mollusca; Bivalvia; Ostreida; Ostreidae.